AUGUACCUCAAUCCCGUGUUCCUCAGCCUUUGGCUCUUGGCUUCGAUGAUACAUGCUAUCCCUAUAAACUCAACACACACCAUCCUAAAUACCAUCUCCUCCCAUAUCUCUUCUUUCAAAGAAUAUGCCUGGCCUCAACCAAUCAUCCACAUUCACUUCCUCCCUGGUGCCUCCGGCGAACCCUACUACGAACCCUACCCCAAUACCGUCCAACCCGCAGGUCUCGUGCCCCGAAUCCGCCAAGUAAUGGCGAUGCAUUUCCAAUUUGUCGAUUCAUCUUGGCAAUUUCGAUUCCGGAAUGGGUAUAAUGGGAGUGAGGAACUAACGGGAUUUACGGUGAAUUUUACGGGUCCAGUAAAUGAAAACUGCAUGGAAGGGCGUUGGUGUACCAUGGCUAUAUGA
Molecule: messenger RNA, 402 nt
Organism: Lentinula edodes (shiitake mushroom)
Lineage: Eukaryota; Fungi; Basidiomycota; Agaricomycetes; Agaricales; Omphalotaceae
Exons: 2
Coding region: 1-402 (133 amino acids)
Source: RefSeq, a predicted model, not a curated record